This is a messenger RNA of Gilbertella persicaria, 963 nucleotides long. RefSeq names its product maintenance of mitochondrial structure and function-domain-containing protein. Bases 1 to 963 code for a protein of 320 amino acids. NCBI's taxonomy places the organism in Eukaryota, Fungi, Mucoromycota, Mucoromycetes, Mucorales, Choanephoraceae. Gene Ontology annotation, cellular component: proteasome regulatory particle; proteasome complex. The record is from RefSeq and is a predicted model, not a curated record. Gene Ontology annotation, molecular function: protein binding; metallopeptidase activity. The transcript is spliced from 4 exons. Gene Ontology annotation, biological process: proteasome-mediated ubiquitin-dependent protein catabolic process.
AUGCCUGCCACCACCACAGUUCAACCUUCAGUUACAGCACACGUUCAUCCCCUUGUGUUGCUUUCAGCCACUGAUCACUAUAAUCGUGUUGCCAAAGAUACCAAGAAGCGUGUCAUUGGUGUCUUGCUUGGUCAAAACAAGGGAAAAGUUGUGAAUGUUUCCAACAGUUUUGCUGUUCCCUUUGAAGAAGAUGAAAAAGAUCCUUCUGUUUGGUUCUUGGAUCAUAACUAUGUUGAAGCCAUGAAUGACAUGUUUAAAAAAGUAAAUGCAAAGGAAAAGUUGAUUGGUUGGUAUCAUAGCGGACCCAAGCUUCGUUCUUCUGAUUUAGAAAUCAAUGAGCUUUUUAAGAGAUAUACACCUAACCCUGUGCUUGUUAUUAUUGAUGUCAAGCCUAAUGAUGCUGAAAUUCCUACUGAUGCUUAUUUUGCUAUUGAAGAAAUUAAGGAUGACGGUACAUCUACAACAAAGACAUUCAUGCAUGUUCCUUCAGAAAUUGUUGCAGAAGAAGCUGAAGAAAUCGGUGUAGAGCACUUAUUGAGAGACAUUAAGGACAAUGCAGUUGGUACUCUAUCUACUCGUAUUAAUUCUCAAUUGGGUUCUUUGGGUGGAUUACAAGGUAGAUUAGAGGAAAUUCGUGAUUAUUUACAGAAGGUCGUGAGUGGCAAAUUACCUGUCAACCAUCAAAUUAUCUAUAACUUGCAAGAUAUUUUCAAUUUGUUGCCUAAUCUCGAGAAUCAAGAUAUGGUCAACUCAUUUAGCACAAAGACAAACGACCAACUCUUACUGAUUUACUUGUCCAGUAUGAUUCGUGCUGUUAUUGCUCUUCAUAAUCUAAUCGACAACAAGAUUGAUAACCUUAAGAGUGAAAAUGCUUUGGAGUCAGCAGAAGAAGCAAAAGAGACAAAAGAAGAUGCUGAAGUUAAGGAAGCCACUGAAAAGACAGAUGAUAUGCAAAUUGAAUAA